AUUUCAAUACAUUCGUACCUUAAUCUAAUUGACACAAAGUCGUUAAAAUAAUGUUUUUCCUUCCCCGCCGAAUAUUUUUGGUGUUAAUAUUAAUCAUAACGAUAAUAGAAAUUUCAGAACCACAUAAAUACAGAACAAAUGAAACACAGAAACGUAUAUGCCCCAAAAGUGAAAGGUACUGUAUCAUCAUCAUCAUCAUCAUCAUCAUCAUCAUCAUCAUCAUAACUACAUUUGCAAAAUGGCAAUAAAUUCAUACAUAGCACCAAUUCAUAUGUUAAACAUCUCAUUGUUCACAACCUGCUUCCCAAAUUCAGCUUCAUUGCCAUCUUUUAAACUAUCAUCAAAGUCUCUGAAUUCCACUCCUAUAAGAACAACAAUAACAACAAAACAUAACCUUGUUAAAUAUCACAGAGAAAGAACAAGAACAAGAGCAACCCUUGAUGACAUUGAAAAAGAUGAACUUUCCUCAACCCCACUUCUUGUUGAGGACGAUAAACCCAAAAGGGAAUUAGAGGAAAAUGUGAAAGUGCUAAAAAAUGCAGCUAAGACAAGAAAGGUACCAGCAGAGGAGAUUCUUUCUGCAUUGGCUUCCAUUGAGAAAGCAAAAGUUGAUCCUUCUGGUUUUCUUGACACCCUUGGAGGAAAGGAAUCCCCUGGGAGAACCUGGAUGCUAAUUUUUACUGCAAAGAAAAAAUUAGAUGGUGGCAGUUAUUUUCCUCUCACAGCUGUUCAGAGAUUUGAUGCCGCUGCAAAGAGGAUUGAAAAUGGUGUAUUUCUUGGACCUAUUGGACAAUUAACAUUUGAAGGCAGGCUUUCGUGGAAAAACAGAAUACUGUCUUUCAUUUUUGAGAAUCUUAAAAUAAAAGUUGGACCCUUAAACCCGCUACAAAUCAGCCUUGGGCAAAAGGAAGACCGAGAACCAAGUACCAAGGAUCCGUUUUUCAUCUGGUUUUAUGUUGAUGAGGAAAUAGCUGUUGCUCGAGGCCGGAGUGGAGGUACUGCAUUUUGGUGUCGGUGUAGUCGGAUAGAAAUUUGAUGCUUUUUACCUUCCUUAUAAAAAAAAGAUUCAUGUAGAUAAUUUGAUGCAGUUGAAGUCAUUCAGGUGAGUUAUUUAUUUGUACUUGGGUAUUGUAUGCAUAUAAUCCAGGAAACUGAAAUGUAUAUAGAUACUUUGAAUUAAAGUUUUUGUUUCAUGAUAUUUUAAUGAUGAUAUGCCAUGCCCCUUCUGUUCUGUAGAAAUUCGGGUGGGGCCAUUUAUGAGAAAGAAUUACACAGCAAUUAAAGUAAAGAGGGUUCAUAAAGUAGUAUAAGAAUAGGAAGCGAAGAAUAUUCUCCACCAGGUCCUGUUAGUUAUAUAUUGAACAAGUCAAUCUGAAUUGUAUGUUUCAGAAUGUGUUCAAUUGAAUGUAAUUUUACACAAUUUUGUUGUCAAAGUUAUAUUUACUACA
Molecule: messenger RNA, 1448 nt
Organism: Trifolium pratense (red clover)
Lineage: Eukaryota; Viridiplantae; Streptophyta; Magnoliopsida; Fabales; Fabaceae
Exons: 4
Coding region: 239-1036 (265 amino acids)
Source: RefSeq, a predicted model, not a curated record